AUGGCACCGGAGGAGAAUGGCACGUGCGACCCGUGCAAGACUUUUGGGCAAAAGUGCAGUCAUGUCGUGAAGAAACAAAGAGCCAAGUUUUAUAUUCUUCGCCGUUGUAUCGCCAUGUUAAUCUGCUGGCGCGACCAAAACCACGACCGCCACGACUCCUAA
Capsella rubella is the source of this 162-nucleotide messenger RNA. RefSeq lists its product as uncharacterized. The transcript has a single exon. Gene Ontology annotation, biological process: negative regulation of cell population proliferation. The coding region runs from base 1 to 162 and encodes 53 amino acids. Lineage: Eukaryota; Viridiplantae; Streptophyta; Magnoliopsida; Brassicales; Brassicaceae. The record is from RefSeq and is a predicted model, not a curated record.